GGACGAUGCAGCCGGGAAGGCCAUCUACAUAGUGUCGGACGGGACCGGGUGGACCGCGGAGCACUCGGUGAACGCCGCGCUCGGACAGUUCGAGCACUGCUUGGCCGACCGCGGCUGCGCUGUCAACACCCACCUCUUCAACUUGAUUGACAACACGGAUCGACUUCUUGAGGUAAUAAAGCAAGCAGCAAAGGAAGGGGCACUGGUUCUAUAUACCCUUGCUGAUCCUUCAAUGGCUGAGGCAGCUAAGAAGGCCUGUGAUUUCUGGGGUGUUCCAUCCACUGAUGUUCUUCGGCCUACUGUUGAAGCCAUUGCUUCUCAUAUUGGUGUUGCUCCAUCUGGAAUUCCACGAAACUCUCCUAAUCGAAAGGGUCAGCUAACAGAAGAUUACUUUCAACGGAUUGAUGCUAUUGAUUUUACCAUCAAACAAGAUGAUGGGGCUCAGCCACAAAACCUCAACCGUGCAGACAUUGUACUUGCCGGCGUUUCACGUACAGGGAAGACACCAUUGUCAAUAUAUCUAGCUCAAAAGGGAUACAAGGUAGCGAAUGUGCCAAUUGUGAUGGGAGUGAAUCUUCCAAAGGCUCUUUUUGAGAUCAACCAAGACAAGAUUUUUGGAUUGACAAUAAACCAAGUGGUUCUUCAAGCAAUUAGAAAGACUAGGGCCAAAGCUCUAGGUUUUGUUGAUGGGUAUCAGAGCAAUUAUGCUGAAAUGGAACAUGUGAGGCAGGAACUGGCCCAUGCAAAUCAAAUUUUUGCUCAAAAUCCAAGGUGGCCAGUCAUUGCCGUCACUGGAAAAGCUAUAGAGGAAACAGCUGCUGUCGUUGUGAGCAUUCUCCAGGACAGGAAAGAGAAGUGCUCCAUGCCACGCAUAUCAAAACGGUACUAG
This is a messenger RNA of Miscanthus lutarioriparius, 889 nucleotides long. Lineage: Eukaryota; Viridiplantae; Streptophyta; Magnoliopsida; Poales; Poaceae. The record is from the annotation of a GenBank genome assembly.